Molecule: messenger RNA, 7032 nt
Organism: Anas platyrhynchos (mallard)
Lineage: Eukaryota; Metazoa; Chordata; Aves; Anseriformes; Anatidae
Gene: ZBTB34
Product: zinc finger and BTB domain containing 34
Biological process (GO): regulation of transcription by RNA polymerase II
Molecular function (GO): DNA-binding transcription factor activity, RNA polymerase II-specific; RNA polymerase II cis-regulatory region sequence-specific DNA binding; protein binding
Source: RefSeq, a predicted model, not a curated record
CUCGGCGUAGGGGGUCCCGGCGCCCUGACAGGCCCCGCAGGGGCGGCGGCCCGGCGGGGCGGGCGGCCCUGGCGCCGCGAGGGGCUCGGCUCGGGCCUCGGCUCGGGCAUGUGCCGCGGGAACCGUCUCGGCCCUGCGGCCGCGCGGCUCCCGGGCGCGAGCCGAGGCGAGCCGAACCCAGCGGCGAGCCGCCCGGGAGCCGCGGCGACGUCUUUGCUGCUGGCGCGGCCGAUCCCGGCUCCGUCGGGGUCGCUCCGCUUUCAGCCUGGUCUCGCCGACAGCUGCCCUCGCGUACCGUGAGUCUGUGGCUCUGGCGUGAGUUUGGUUUGCGAGCGGAGAGGCAGGACGCGCGUGUCUUAGCCUUUCGUUAGUGUGAAGGUGGUAGGGUGCAACUGGCGCGGUCGGCUUGGCUGGCUGAAGUGCUUUGAGGCCCCAGUACGUUUCAGUGUUGUCCCCAGAAGUUGGUGGACCUUUCAGUUGUUGCUGUUCUGUUUGAGGAACUGGAAGUUCUAGAUAAGACUUAGUCUUCGUGAAGGCCCUUCAAAUGCUGUGCAGGUGCACAGGGCAUACGCAAUUAGUUUUAUUUAAAAAUAAGUCAGUGGUGAAGGUACACUUGGAAUAAAUCUGAACUGCCUCAUAAAAGCUGAUGUGGGAGUUCCCAGUCACCGGCGGGAAAAAAAUGGAAGUGGUUUAGCAUGUAACAUAAGACACAAAUAGAAAAAACAUCUGCUAGUAUGUUGUGAUACAUUGGACAUGCUUCCUGCAUCAGAAGUCAAUGGAUGAUGUUGAGAUCUGUUUGUCCAAUUGGAAAAGCAGAUUCCAUUUUACAUCAGUAGAAAUGGACAGCAGCAGUUUCAUUCAGUUUGAUGUGCCUGAGUACAGCAACACUGUUCUGAGCCAGUUAAACGAACUCCGCUUGCAAGGAAAGCUCUGUGACAUAAUUGUGCAUAUUCAGGGUCAGCCAUUUCGAGCCCAUAAAGCUGUCUUAGCUGCCAGUUCUCCAUAUUUCCGUGACCAUUCAGCAUUAAGCACCAUGAGUGGCUUAUCUAUAUCAGUUAUUAAAAAUCCUAAUGUUUUUGAACAAUUGCUUUCAUUUUGUUACACUGGAAGGAUGUCCUUACAACUGAAGGAUGUUGUUAGUUUUCUAACUGCAGCUAGCUUUCUACAGAUGCAGUGCGUCAUUGAUAAAUGCACACAGAUACUGGAGAGUAUUCAUUCAAAGAUCAGUGUUGGUGAUGUUGACUCUGUCACUGUUGGUGCUGAAGAAAAUUCAGAAAAUCGCAAUGGAGUUAAAGAUGGCAGCUAUUUUGCCAACCCCAUUGAAAUAUCUCCCCCCUACUGCUCUCAGGUGCGACAGUCAACAGCAAGCAGCGAUCUUAGGAUGGAAACUACUCCAGGCAAAACUCUGCGUAGUCGACUGCAAGAAGAAGGGCAUUCAGAUCGAGGAAGCAGCGGGAGUAUUUCUGAAUAUGAGAUUCAGAUUGAAGGUGAUCAUGAGCAAGGAGACCUGAUAGUAAGGGAGAGUCAGAUUGCAGAGGUGAAAGUUAAAAUGGAGAAGUCUGACAGGCCAAGUUGCUCUGAUAGCUCUUCCCUUGGUGAUGAUGGAUAUCAUACUGAAAUGGUGGAUGGAGAGCAAGUGGUAGCAGUAAACGUUGGCUCCUAUGGGUCUGUCUUACAACACGUUUAUUCAUUUACCCAUGCCUCAUCACAGGCUGCAGGUGUGUCUGAAACUUUUGGAAGCCUGAGCAAUUCAAGUCCCUCAAGGUCAAUGCUGAGCUGUUUCAGAGGGGGUCGUGCACGCCAAAAACGGGUAUCCGCUGGUCAUUUACAUAGUGAUGUUCAGGGCUUGGUGCAAGGGGCUGACAGUGAUUCUAUGGUGAGUAACACAGGAUAUGAAAAUAGUCCACGGGAAAGAAAUACAAGAGGUCAUUGGUACCCAUACAAUGAGAGGCUGAUUUGUAUUUACUGUGGGAAGUCUUUCAACCAGAAAGGGAGCCUCGAUCGGCACAUGCGAUUGCACAUGGGAAUAACUCCUUUUGUGUGCAAAUUUUGUGGAAAGAAAUAUACCCGCAAGGACCAACUUGAGUAUCAUAUUCGCGGUCAUACAGAUGAUAAGCCCUUUCGCUGUGAGGUCUGUGGAAAAUGUUUUCCUUUCCAGGGUACACUAAACCAGCAUUUGCGAAAGAAUCACCCUGGAGUAACAGAAGUAAGAAACAGGGUAGAGUCUCCUGACAGAACAGAAGCUUUUGUGGAACAGAAAAUAGAUAAUGAUGCUUCGGUUUCUGAAGCUAUGGAUUCUAGUAUGGAAAUUCAUGCAAUGUCUAGCACAUCUGAUUAAAAUAUUACAUUCUAAGUGCAACACAAACAAGCACAUUAAUAAUGUAUUUUUUAAAUCUUUUAUUCUUUUAGUAAUCUUCAUUACAAGUAUAACAGCCUUUUAAUUUUCCUGAUCUUCUGGAUAUCAGUGUGAAAUGGUUUCUGGAAAAGACUACAAAAGUAUUAUUUGCUUCUGUAGGAGGUUGGGCUGUUUUUUUGUUUGUUUGUUUUUCCACUUUUGAAGAUGCUCAAAAUAUAAAAAACAGUGUGCUGGGGAAUGGAUGGGGAGAGUCUGCUAAGGUGUCCCUACUGGUUGAUCUGGUAAGACACAAAUUCCAAUGGAGAAAGAUAUUAAAAUAAGGUUGGCAGCUCUGCUGGAUACACCUAGAAGCUGUCUCCCUUAUUUUAUUUCUUAAAUCCUGUUGCUGAUAAAGAGGGUUACACAGCAGUGGGGAGAGAAUAUUAUAUAUUUGAUUCCUUUCAUGUGUUCCAAUGAAUUGUGCUUGUUUUUCCAACUGUUUUUGGUAGUUAGUCUGUUUAUAUAUAUAAAUUUGCUUUAUAUAUAUAUAUGAAAUGCUUUCACAUUCACUUCAACCAGAAUAGUGAAAGUAAAAGUAUGUCAAGGUUUAUACCACGUACCAUUCUUUCAACUAUUAGGUCUCCUCUCUGCCUAGGAUUUAGGACUUCAGACUUUGGGAGGAUGCUUUUGUUUUUGGAUUGCUUUUCAUCUUAUUAAACUAUUACUUUGUGUGUAAAAGUGAGCAAAGUGAAUUACCUUGUUUUAAUUGCUUUGCUUUAUAACAUUUGUAAACCAAAUGCCAUAAAUCUAUUAAAUUAUGGUUAAGUUGUUAAGGGGUUUUGUUAGUUGUCUAGAAUGUAAACUGGACAACUUGUGGUGCUGACCUUUUUAUAUAUAUAGAGAUAGAUAUAUAUCUAUAUAUAUAUUAAAAAAAAAAAAAGGAAAACUAAUAGCAAACCCAGAAGUAGCAUUGUGGUUUUAAAUGUGUUUUUACUGGCUUCAGAAUCUACCUUCAUUUCGUACUGUAGAAGUAUACCAGGUAACUAAAUUUAACUUUAUCACUCUUCACGGUUGGUUGAUACUAGCCUGAGAGGUAUCUUGUAGUUUGAACUACAGUGUUUCAAAGCAGUGUUCUAACAGGUCUCUUCACAGAGAACUGUUUUCAGGUGCACAUUGACUUCCUACUUACAGCUCCAAGUGAUAGUGUCAGCACUUGGAAUUUGUACUUUUUUGUAUUAAAAAAAAAAAAAACAAAAAACAAAACACAAAUACUCUAUGGGAACUUCAAGCAAUAUGUCUGUUAUUUCAUGUGCAAGUAUUACAGAGUUGCUGUGGCUUCCCUGUUAUCUCCAGUGGUUGUUUUCUAUAUAAAGGAACUACCAACAACUUUAAAAAUACUCUAAAUAUUGUUGUUUCACCAAAUGUUUUUUUUUACUAUGGUGCUAACUUCAUCAUUUAGGUCAGUAUAAUAUAUUAAAAUGUGAAACCUAAUGGUAACAGUUAAGCAAAAUAGAAAAAAUAAAUUUAAAAAAAAAAAAAAAAAAAAAAAAAAAAACAAGCAAAUAGUUUCAGACCUCAAAAACAUGAGCUGGCAAACACUACUGUGUAAAUUCUACCUGAUAAGCAAAAUUAAAUUAAAUCACAUGCAUCUUUAAAAUACAUGCUUUAUAUAAUUGGGCCUUAUGCUUUAUUUAGCAAAUAUUGAAAAUCCAUCUGUGAACAUGUUGUCUGAGUCCUGGAAUUUAGAAAAUAUAGUCUCAUUUUUAAGUUACAGGAAAGCAAAAAGAUAGGUUUGCUAUCUUGUAAUGCUUUUUGGGCUCCUGUGAAGUUGGGGCAUAUUUGUGUAGUAGCUUUAUUGAAUACACUAGUUCUUAAUAUUGUGACAGUCUGCAAUAAGAUUUUUAUUAAAUACCAACUUACAGUAUAAACCCACCAGCUCCUCUGGAGCAGCUUCAGUUGAAUUGAGUACAUAAUUUGCCUCUUUGUCCUAAAACUGCCUAAAUAAAGAGGUGCAGGGAGGUGAGAUGAUGUUUCUCUCCUUGAACCUACAGAACUGUUAUUUUCAGUAAGGGAAAUUGUAUGUCUGUUUCUAUGGGAGGUAGUCUGUAUGUUUACCCACUUAAAAACAGGUUGGUGUUUCUGAUACUGUUUUUUCUCAUGUUUGCUUUAAGUAAUUAAGUUUUUAAAAAAUGUGUUUUGACAAAUUAAGUUUGAGACAUGUAAAAUCCAAGAAAUGUACAGUUAUUCUUAACCCUUUAUCUUGGACCUGUGCUGUGGUGCCUUUGGUGUGACUUUUUUAUGGAAGUGUGAGUUGAAGAUAGCAGGAUAUGGGUACUAAUUUUAUAUUUCUUGAAUUUCUGUGUCACAAUCUUAACAUUAUUUAAAUCUUGUUCUUUGUAUUUGUAAAUUUAUUGAACUGGUUUGAGUUUACCAAAGAGUGACUUAUCCAAAAUUGUCUCUGACAAAAGAAAAAAAAAAGAAAAAUCACACAAAAACAACAACAAAAAUUACUUUGAUUGUACAGGUUCAGGUUCAGAACAUUGUAACAGGACUGUUAAGGGGCAGGAAGUGAUCACUUUUUCUACAAAACCAUGAUUCAUCAGUUUGCAAGUUUUACUUGCUCCUAUUCAUGUUGAUAUGCCAUUUACCUUUUCCACUGCUAGCAGUGUUAAGAAUUAUCAAGCCAUAACACAGUACUGUAAAGUUCAGCAGUGCUUCAAAGGAUACGUAAAACAUCAUUUACACUUUCAAAGUGUGUGACUCUGGUAGAAAGCGAACUUCAAACCUGGCAACAGCAAAUAAAUUGUGCCUUGUCGCAUAGUGGUAUGCCAGGUUUAACAUUGUCAUGACACAUGAAGCAUUAUCUAACUGAAGUUCAUUUCACAAGUCCACCAAAACAGAGUAUGGUGUGUUAUUUUAAGCAGAUUAUGGAAGUACUGUACAGCAUCUUGUUUCUGUACAGUUUUAAGUUAGCACAGAAUUGUUACACAUUUCAUUUACAAUAAAUGCAGAAGUCAAUAAAAUAUGUGAAAAAUAUUUGACAGCAAAAUAAAUCAUGAAAUUAUAUAGGCUGGUUCAUAAUUGAGUCUCUUAAUCUACCUUUUUAUUAUAGACAAAUGUGAAAGCAGUGACAGUGUCCUUUUCUCUAGAUGUUUAACCAAUUAUGACAAACUGUGAAAAUAAAGGAUUUUAUAUCUUUGCUAAUGUUUGUGGUUUUAAACAGUUAGUUUACUUAAUCAGUUAUAUUCCGUAUUAUUUUUAAACCUGUAAAUACAAUUAGAAAAUAGCUUUGUAAAUACAGUAUAUUAGCAGUUCAGUUUGGUCAAUAAUUCUUCAGGAUUGGCUCUGCUUUUUUUAGUGUGAACUCUUUCAAUAGCAUAAAGGAUACUGUCGAUUUACUGUUCAGCAGAAUAUAAUGUAGGCCUAAAUUGAUAGUUUUUAAUGCAGUCUUCCCAAGCAUAAAUUAACAUUUUAUGCUGAAGCCUUUGGUUUACUCUUAGAUAAAACAGUGAGGCCUCAUAAUAUAUUUAGUCUGAACUUUAGGAAGAACAGCAGGAAUAAAAUCAAGGGCUGGGAAAAGAUUGAAUGAGCUUUACCUUUAAAAAUAUCUUCUUUGACUUUUUGUAUUAGUUGACUGUGAUUCUUUUAUUGACAUUUUUCUAAACAGGUUUCAGAUGAAACCAUUGAAAGGGACUCAAAUAUGCAACACCUAAUCUAUUUUCCAAGGGAGUUUUACCCUUGAAUGGUGCUUUUUGACUGGUCAGGGUUAUUUAUUAAAUUUUAUAUUUGAAAGUAUUUGGGGAAUUGUGUAAAUUCUUUAUAUGAAUCUGUUUAGUUCAUUAAUUGUAAAUUUCAUAAUACUCAGUGAUUGAAACAGAAGUUUAGUAAAGUCAUUCAAAAUGUUCAAAGUUUAUAAUCUGUAUUUUACAUAUCUUUUAACAAGUGCCAGAAUAGUUGUAUUUAAUAUUUUAGAUUUAAUGCUCCUUGCACAUCCCUGUGGCAGCAUUACGUUAGUUAUGCAAGUUUACAUUAAAAAACAAACAAACAAAAAAAAACAACCCUGGGACAUGUUCCUGUAUUUAUUUCUUCAGGGGAUGUGAAGCUAAUUAUCAGUAACUGAGCAGGUUUGCUUCUAGUUUACCUAAGUAACUCCUGCUAUAGCAAAUAAAACUAACUGCUGUCUCUCCAAUUUACAUAUGCUAUGAAUGCAGCCUUUGGACUUGUAUUGCAAGCCUCUGGUUGUAUAUCUGAUUAGAGGUAGAGCUCUUGCACGAUUUAAAGUGUGUGUUUCUGACUGAAAAUUUGUAUUUUUAAAUAACUUUUAUUUGUAUGGUUGUUUAUCAUGAUAAAUAUUUGAACAGUUUGAAUGACUUGACGUGGUGUUAUUAUCUUGCAAUAUAAACCGGUAACCUCACAACUCCACACUUCAUAACCAUAUGAAGUAAAUGAAGCUAGCUAAGCUGAUGCUGUAACAAUUAACUUGCCAUUAAGGAUUAUUUUGUAGCAUGAAUUUUAAAAUAUUUAUUCAAAUGAUAUUUUACUCUUGUAUUCACUUUGUUUUUAGAUUUGUGACAUGAAUAUUUCAGUGCUGCUUUAUUUUGUUCUGAUGAAUUUGUUUCUUGCUUGUAAAUUGCUUUUUUUAUGGUAUAAAGUCAAUGGGAAUUGCUGUUUGUAAAUUAAAAUGCUUCUAGAGCAAA